AUGUGCGACGCAGCAGCUACGUGCGCACAGUGUAUGCGUCGGUCGUCCCAAGUCGAAAGUCUUGGACUGGGCCAUGGAUUACGACAGACCGACGACCGAAGCAAGACAGCAAGACAGCAAGACAGCAAGACAGCAAGACAGCAAGACAGCAAGACAGCAAGACAGCAAGACAGCAAGACAGCAAGACAGCAAGACAGCAAGACAGCAAGACAGCAAGACAGCAAGACAGCAAGGCAGCAAGGCAGCAGACAGCAAGACAGCAGACAGCAGACGGUAGACGGUAGACGAGCCGUUUUCAACCGGGCCACGAGCUAG
Ustilaginoidea virens is the source of this 315-nucleotide messenger RNA. RefSeq lists its product as uncharacterized. The transcript has a single exon. The record is from RefSeq and is a predicted model, not a curated record. The coding region runs from base 1 to 315 and encodes 104 amino acids. Lineage: Eukaryota; Fungi; Ascomycota; Sordariomycetes; Hypocreales; Clavicipitaceae.